AUGACCAACACAGGAUUCAGCAGAUCAUUGACUGUGCCUGAUAGUCUCACGAGUUGGGAAGCCAAUGCCGUGUGCUUCACGAAGGAUCGCGGUCUGUGGAUGCCCGAGAACAAACCACUCCUGACUGUGAGCAUGCCCUUCUUCAUCGAGUUCACUCCUCCUCUCGUCGCGCGUCGAGGAGAAAUCCUUCAUCUUCCUGUCAGCGUCUUCGUCUACCCACCGACGCACAACGUCACGUCGAAGCAGUGCUACGAGGUUGAUGUCGGUCUGGAGGUGGACCCUCAGGACUGGCGCAUGAUUGGUGCAUCGGAGUUCACCACGUGCAUCUGUACGGGUGACUUGAAGGAGACCUUCAAGCUGCCUCUUCGACCACUCAGAAUCGGUCAACUGAAUGUGACUGCGACGGCCACUGCUGCACGAGGAUCAGCCAUGUGCGGCGGUGAUGGAAGGAACGUCGUGGUGGUAGGUGAUGCUGUUCGACGGUCAGUGCGUGUGGUGGCCGAAGGAGUGGAGAAAUCGCUCACACGUGGUGGCACCUUCUGCACAACUGGA
Mesocestoides corti is the source of this 552-nucleotide messenger RNA. The record is from the annotation of a GenBank genome assembly. NCBI's taxonomy places the organism in Eukaryota, Metazoa, Platyhelminthes, Cestoda, Cyclophyllidea, Mesocestoididae.